Molecule: messenger RNA, 1038 nt
Organism: Lotus japonicus
Lineage: Eukaryota; Viridiplantae; Streptophyta; Magnoliopsida; Fabales; Fabaceae
Product: BTB/POZ domain-containing protein POB1-like
Exons: 1
Coding region: 142-894 (250 amino acids)
Biological process (GO): response to red light
Cellular component (GO): nucleus
Molecular function (GO): protein binding
Source: RefSeq, a predicted model, not a curated record
CUUUUUCAGGGUUUCUUCUCGACUGAGGCAACACGGUUCGAAUUUGGAUUUUGUUUUAUAUAUCAUAUCUUUUUCAGGUUUCUUCUUCUCUACUGAGGCAACACGGGUUCGAAUUUGGAUUUUGUUGACACGGUUUUGGUGAUGGUUUUCGAUGUUGGCUUCGCUUUCAAUGACAGCAAUUUCUCCGACAGGGUUCUCCGAAUUGAGAUCACGACCGAUCCGCCGCCUAAUUCAGACAUCGCCGCCACCGCCAACGCUUACCAGGUUCGCCACGGCAAGAGGAAACGCGAAGAUGAAGAGACGACGGUUGAAGGGUUGCCCUCUGUGGCAAACAACGAUGAUUCAACGGUUAAAACCCUGCAUAUCAAUUCUCUUAUCUUGGCUGUCAAAAGCACUUUCUUCCUUAAGCUUUUCUCUAAUGGGAUGAGGGAGUCAGAGCAAAGACAUGUCACCCUUAAAAUUAAUGCAUCUGAAGAAGCUUCUCUCAUGGAGUUACUGAAUUUUAUGUAUAGAAAUUCCUUGAAUAUGUUGGAUGUGGUUGUAGCUGCUGAUAAAUUUGGAGUCUCUUCAUGCAUGAGAUACUGUACCAAUUUAUUGCUAAAUUCCCCCAUGACACCUGACUCCGCAUUACUUUAUCUGGAUCUUCCUCAUAGCGUCUUAAUGGCUGAUACAUUCCAACCACUGGCUAAUGCUGCAAAGAAGUAUCUUGCAGGCAGAUACAAGGAUAUAACCAAGUUUGAGGAAGAGGUUAUGGCCUUUCCUAUUUGUGGAAUAGAGGCAAUCUUGGCUUCUAAUGAACUAGAGGUUGAAUCAGAAGAUGAUGUAUAUGACUUUGUUUUAAAGUGGGCUAGACAACACUAUAACAGACCGGAAGAAAGGAGAGUUAACCUGUGAUGACUUUAAACAUAACGGUACAUCCGAGCUUGUACUUACUGCUUUAAUUUUCAAGGCGAGGCCUCUACAUCGCCAACUGUCAAUGGCCGUGGAAGCAAAAGUGUUUGAUUCCUUGAAUGUUUGUAGUUUUAUGGAGAGGGCAUA